GGGAGGGAGCGCGCCCCCGCCCCCCUCCCAGGCCCCCAGUCCUGUCCCGCCGCUGCCGGGGCCCCGUCUUCCCGUCGGCCCCCGUGGGAAGGCCCUAGGUCUCCCCCGCUCAUUCCCCCGGUCGGGGCCGCAGGUGUGAUGGUCGGCUCCCACGCAGACAUGGCGCCGGCCUCUACCACCGAGGGGCCCGGGGAGAAGCCCGGCCCCGCAGCCCCCGCCCCGACGGCCCAGUAUGAGUGUGGGGAGUGCGGCAAGUCGUUCCGCUGGUCAUCCCGGCUCCUGCACCACCAGCGCACGCACACGGGCGAGCGGCCCUACAAGUGCCCCGACUGCCCCAAGGCCUUCAAGGGCUCGUCCGCCCUGCUCUACCACCAGCGGGGCCACACGGGCGAGCGGCCCUACCAGUGCCCCGACUGCCCCAAGGCCUUCAAGCGCUCGUCGCUGCUGCAGAUACACCGCAGCGUGCACACGGGCCUGCGGGCCUUCACGUGCGGCCAGUGCGGCCUGGCCUUCAAGUGGUCCUCGCACUACCAGUACCACCUGCGGCAGCACACGGGCGAGCGGCCCUACCCGUGCCCCGACUGCCCCAAGGCCUUCAAGAACUCGUCCAGCCUGCGGCGCCACCGGCACGUGCACACGGGCGAGCGGCCCUACGCCUGCGGCGUGUGCGGCAAGAGCUUCACGCAGAGCACCAACCUGCGGCAGCACCAGCGCGUGCACACGGGCGAGCGGCCCUUCCGCUGCCCGCUCUGCCCCAAGACCUUCACGCACUCGUCCAACCUGCUGCUGCACCAGCGCACGCACGGCCCCGCCGCCGCCGCCGCCGCCCCGCCGCCGCGCGAGCCCAGCGCCAAGGUCCUGGUGGCCGACGCCUACCUGCACGCGCCCGCGCCCGCGCCGCCGCCGCCGCCCGCGCCCCCGCCCGUCGUGCCCGAGCUCUUUCUGGCCGCGGCCGAGACCACGGUGGAGCUCGUGUACCGCUGCGAGGGCUGCGAGCUGGGCUUCGGCAGCGAGGAGCUGCUCCUGGAGCACCAGCCGUGCCCCGGGCCCGAGGCAGCCACCCCGGCGCCCAAGGCGGACCCCGCCCCGCCGCCCCCCCGGGCCCCGCCGGCGCCGCCGCCGCCGCCCCCGCCUGCCGCCGCCCCGGGCUUCGCCUGCCUGCCGUGCGGGAAGUCCUUCCGGACGGUGGCCGGCCUCUCCCGCCACCAGCACAACCACGGGGCGGCCGGCGGGCAGGCGUUCCGCUGCGGCAGCUGCGACGGCGCCUUCCCGCAGCUGGCCAGCCUCCUGGCGCACCAGCAGUGCCACGUGGAGGAGGCGGCUGCGGGGCGCCCGCCCCCCCAGGCGGAGGCCGCCGAGGUCACCUGUCCCCAGGAGCCCCUGGCCCCCGCGGCCCCCGCCCCGCCCGCGCCCGCGCCGCCUUGUGCCGAGCGGCCCUACAAGUGCGCCGAGUGCGGCAAGGCCUUCAAGGGCUCCUCGGGGCUGCGCUACCACCUGCGGGACCACACGGGCGAGCGGCCCUACCAGUGCGGCGAGUGCGGCAAGGCCUUCAAGCGCUCGUCGCUGCUGGCCAUCCACCAGCGCGUGCACACGGGCCUGCGGGCCUUCACGUGCGGCCAGUGCGGCCUCACCUUCAAGUGGUCCUCGCACUACCAGUACCACCUGCGGCUGCACUCGGGCGAGCGGCCGUACGCGUGCGGGGAGUGCGGCAAGGCCUUCCGGAACACGUCGUGCCUGCGGCGCCACCGGCACGUGCACACGGGCGAGCGGCCGCACGCCUGCGGCGUGUGCGGCAAGAGCUUCGCGCAGACCUCCAACCUGCGGCAGCACCAGCGCGUGCACACGGGCGAGCGGCCCUUCCGCUGCCCGCUCUGCCCCAAGACCUUCACGCACUCGUCCAACCUGCUGCUGCACCAGCGCACGCACUCGGCCGAGCGCCCGUUCGCCUGCCCCGUCUGCGGCCGCAGCUUUGUCAUGGCCGCCUACCUGCAGCGGCACCUGAGGACGCACGCCCCCGCCCCCACGGCCGCCGCCGCCCCCGCCGGCCCCGCCGCCGCCGGCUCCCAGCCCCCCGCCCCGCUGGCUGCCGCCCCGGCCCCAUCCGCCACCCAGGACGUCCACGUUCUCCCGCACCUCCAGGCCACGCUCUCCCUCGAGGUGGCAGGGGGCCCGGCCCCGGCCCCGCCCCCGGGCCAGGCAGCCCCCAACUCCCAGACUUUUCUCCUGGUGCAGACCGCCCAGGGCCUCCAGCUGAUCCCCAGCAGCGUCCAACCCCCUACGCCCCCGCCCCCACCGGCUCCCCCCAAGCUCCUCCUGCUACCCUCCUCCAGCACUGGUGCCGGGAGCAGCCGCGGAAGGCAGGGCCCACGGGCCGCAGGGAAAUCGGGUCAGGGGCCUGGAGUAGUGUGGCUGCCAGGUCCUGGGGGACUGGGGGUUCAGGGAGGGGGCAACGCAGGGGCCAGCGGGGGAGGGCAGAGCCUCAUCGUUCUACAGAAUGUAGGGGGUGGGGAGGCAGGGGCCCAGGAAGUGGGUGGGGUCCAGCUGCAGCCCCUCCGGCCAGCCCCCGAAGUGACCACUGUUCAGCUCCAGCCGGCCCAGGAGGUGACCACGGUCCAGCUCCAGCCGGCUCAGGAAGUGACCACCGUCCAGCUCCAGCCUGUGGCAGGCCCGCUGUCCAAUCCCAGCGGGGGAGCUGUGACCACUGAGGCCCCCAAUCUGCUGGUGGUUCAGAGUGGAACAGCCGAGGAGCUGCUGGCCGGUCCCGGCCCCGGGGAGCCGGGUGAUGGUGAGGCCAGUAGUGGUGUCGUCCAGGAUGUGCUCUUUGAGACGCUGCAGACAGACGAGGGGUUGCAGAGCGUCCUGGUGCUGAGCGGGGCCGAUGGGGAGCAGACCCAGCUGUGUGUGCAGGAGGUGGAGACCCUCCCCCCUGGGCUGGCCGAGCCUCCUGCCCCAGGCCCACCCGGACAGAAACUGCUCAUCAUCCGCAGUGCGCCAGCCGCCGAACUGCUCGAGAAUAGCAGCGGUGGGGGAGGCGCUGCCACGCUGCAGCUCCUGACCCCACCACCACCUGGCCAAGCCUCUGCCCCAGUGGGCAUCUCCGCGGCUCCCCCCUCCCAGAUGGUACAAGUGGUGCCCACCGGCGCUGCACCUGGAGGCAUGACCCCGCAGGGGCUGCCCUCCAUCCAGAUUGUCCAGACUCUGCCCGCAGUCCAGCUGGUGCACACAUUUUGAGUAGAACCCCUGGGUUCUCUUCUGCCCGACACAGAGACCCGGACUCACUGCUUGGGCUGGGCUAGGCUGGGGGGUGGGGGGAGGGGAGCUGCAGGCUGGGCUUGC
Molecule: messenger RNA, 3336 nt
Organism: Mirounga angustirostris (Northern elephant seal)
Lineage: Eukaryota; Metazoa; Chordata; Mammalia; Carnivora; Phocidae
Gene: ZNF628
Product: zinc finger protein 628
Exons: 2
Coding region: 139-3231 (1030 amino acids)
Biological process (GO): regulation of gene expression
Cellular component (GO): nucleus
Source: RefSeq, a predicted model, not a curated record